Molecule: messenger RNA, 981 nt
Organism: Notodromas monacha
Lineage: Eukaryota; Metazoa; Arthropoda; Ostracoda; Podocopida; Cyprididae
Source: the annotation of a GenBank genome assembly
ACGGAAGGUGUCAUAAUAAAGGGAGACACAGUGACGAGGAAGCGCCGCGAGAUGAAGGUGCCCCCGGGGUCCGUGCCGGCCCCGUUGACGCUGAACGGCGCCACUGGCGGCGGUCAGGGCUUGCACGGCGGCCUGCCGUUCGGCACAGACAUUUUCUGGAGGUACCCGAUGCUUCUGCCGCAUCACGCGCAGCCGCACACACCGACCACGCCGACGACACCGUUGCUACUGGACCUCAGAUCUCAAAUGCCCCACCAUCUGCCUGUUGACCCGAGGGCAUGGUCCAGAGACGAUGUGACUUCUUUCUUGCGUUGGUUCCAAGAAGAGUACGACGUUCCGAAAAUUGAACUCGAAAAAUUCUUCAUGAAUGGAAAAGCGUUGAGUCUGCUGACGAAGCAAGACGUUUGCCAGAGGGCGCCCGGCGCCGGAGACAUUCUGCACAACGCCCUCCAGCUACUCUUGGCGGCAUCUGCAACAAUGCGGUUCCAGCCGCCGACCCCUGCUUCAACAGUGCCGCCACCGAAUCCGUUAUCCGGUCCGGGCCUAAGCCCACCGCCGACCCACAACGGCAACAACAACAACAACCACCAUCACCACCACCAUCAUCAUCCGUACUACAAUGUCGGGGAUCGGAGGAGUCCGCAUUCGGCAGCUGCAGCAGCCGCCGCGGCGGCUGCUGCCACAGUGGUCGAACAACAGUUGGGCUCUCACUUCCUGGCGCCGCCGAGCUCUGUGACGUUGAGUCCGGCGCCUUCGACAGACGAUAAUAGCACGUCGGGUAGCCCGAAACAUUCGGGAGCGGAUUUCCAUGCCCAGCAAGCGUUGCCAAUGUUGGCGGCGGCUGCUGCUGCGAGGUCACACCAGGCGGCGUUGUUGUAUGCGACCCGGAAUGUCCACGACCACGAUGGGUCGAAUGGAAUGGCUGACCCGGGAAACAGCGGCGACAGCAACGGCGCCAACUCGGACAUGGAAGACAACGAC